Molecule: messenger RNA, 5117 nt
Organism: Syzygium oleosum
Lineage: Eukaryota; Viridiplantae; Streptophyta; Magnoliopsida; Myrtales; Myrtaceae
Product: protein ESSENTIAL FOR POTEXVIRUS ACCUMULATION 1-like
Exons: 11
Coding region: 68-4894 (1608 amino acids)
Molecular function (GO): protein binding
Source: RefSeq, a predicted model, not a curated record
GAUCUCGCCGCCCCUCCCCUCCCCCCCCCCCCCCCCUACCCUCCGUCGCCAAUUCGUCCGCAGCUCGAUGGCUGAAGGCAAGUUCGAUCUGCCCGACGAUCUGCUGUCCUCGAAGCCGGGCGAUCGUUCCUUCCCUCCUCCCAAAAUGGAAGCUCUGGGAGGACAGUUUGAGGAAAAGGUGCUCAUGGGGCUGAAUGAUGAGUCAAAAGAUCAAGUGGCGUCAGAGAGCAGCAUACCUUUGUCCCCUCAAUGGCUCUAUGCCAAACCAACCGAGACUAAGAUGGAAAUGCGAGCUCCAUCUUCAGUGUCAGUUGGAAAUUCUAGCGAUCCCACUCAAAAGGAGAACUGGCGUUUGGAAGGGACUGAGGACAAAAAAGACUGGAGGAGAGCUGCCGCUGAGAAUGAAAGUGGCCGUCGUUGGCGUGAAGAGGAAAGGGAAACUGGCUUACUUGGCGGUAGGAGAGACCGCAGGAAACCAGAUCGUCGUGUUGACAAUGUUCCGGUCCGGGAAACUAAUGAAAGUAGAACAUUGGCUGCUAGUGAUAAGUGGAGCGAUGGUAAUACUCGCACAGCUGGGCAUGAAACGCGACGUGAUAGCAAGUGGUCUUCAAGGUGGGGUCCUGAGGACAAGGAUAAAGAAUCUCGCAAUGAAAAGAGGGCAGAUGCAGAGAAGGAAGAUGGUCACCCCGACAAUUCACCACUUUUAGGCAGCAACCGUGGAGCUCCGGAGCGUGAAUCUGAGUCCCGGGAUAAGUGGAGGCCACGCCACAGAAUGGAAGUUCAUUCCAGUGGUUCGACUCCCUACCGCGCUGCUCCUGGAUUUGGAACUGAGAGAGGAAGAGUGGAGGGUUCACAUACGGGGUUUACCGUUGGACGAGGAAGGUCCAGUGUGAUGGGAAGAUCGUCGGGCACCAUCGGUGCUGCUUAUUCUGACAAGAGUGAGAGCAUCCCUGGAAAACCAAUUGUCUUAACUGAUUCUUUUUGUUACCCUAGGGCAAAGCUUCUUGACAUUUAUCGCAAGCAAAAAGUCGAACAAUCCUUCGCUUCCAUGCCUGAUGACAUGGAGGAAUUAGCCCCCAUAGCUCAAGCAGACGUUGCUGAACCGCUAGCUUUCAUAACCCCUGAUGCUGAAGAGGAGGCUGUCCUUGGUGAUAUAUGGAGGGGGAAGAUCACUGGCAGUGGAGCAGUGUAUAAUUCAUUUAGAAAAGGCAGAUCAACUGAAAAUGUUACAGGUCUUGGUGAUGUUGAAUCUGCCGAUGAGGGGAAACAGGGCAUUCUCUCCUUCGUAUCUGCUGAAGAGAAUGGCGAUACCUUUCAAGAACUUUUGGAAAACUCUCGAGCCAGUAAUAACACUGCUACAUGGAUUAGUGGUUCUCAAAUGAUAACAUGGGGGGAAGAUGUUAAAAACCAGGGAGUGGAGCAGAAAAUUCCUGCUGAAGUUGUUCAUCAUGGGGACUCCGUUGAUAAUGGUACCCGAGGAUCAAAUGAAAUUGAUAGUCCUUACUUUGCCACUUCUCAGGCAAAUAUCGCCAAUAAUGGGACGGGGACACUAUCUGCUUUUACCAAUGAAUCUCAACUUCAAGAAAUCACACCUGCUUCUCCUUUUGGCAUCAGAUCGAAGCUUUCUAAUGACUCGACUUCUCUAUUUGGAUUGACCUCUCCUCUCCAACUCCAGGGUGGAAACAUCCAUCAUUUGAGUUCUAAUGAGGCAAAAGAGUCGGAGAGGAGUAUUUCCGCGGAGGAGCUUAGUUUAUACUACCUUGAUCCUCAAGGGGAGAUCCAAGGACCUUUUCUUGGGGUGGACAUCAUUUCAUGGUUUGAACAGGGGUUUUUUGGCACUGACUUACUGGUCCGCCUGGAAGAUGCUCCUGAAGGAAAACCUUUUCAAGAAUUGGGUGAGGUGAUGCCACAUCUUAAGGGCAUCCAUGCCGUUGCCACUGGUGCUGAUCAGAUUUUGAAAUUAGAUGAAUCUAGUGCUUUAGGUGGUAAGCUGGAGACUGGUGUGCCUGCUGCUGCUCCUGCUGGUAAAGUUGAUGAUUUAUACAUCAUGGAAAGCCGGUCCUUACCAGAGAUUAGGAGUAUGUCGGCACAGAAUGUCCAAAGCAUAGUAUCUGAAUCUGGUGUCCCUCAUCUGUCUCAUUUGGAGACAGGGUUUAAUGAUUUUGCUGCCCAAGAUGAAGAAAUUGUUUUCCCAGGAAGACCAGGAAGUAGUGGCCAUCCUUUUGGAAGAUCUACUGGAAACAUCCAUGAUGCUUCUCUGAAACCUCUGAGCCACUCUUCUGUUCAAGCUGAAUUGAAAGCACCCAACAUUCAAAACCAAAAUGAUAACAUGAUGCAUCCUUUUGGUUUACUUUGGUCCGAGAUUGAAGCCACUAAUGCAAAGCAUACCUCUGCAUCCAACUUGCCUUCUGCCAUGGGAAGGGGUCCUCAAUUCGGAGGCAUUUCCGACCCAGCUCUCAUUGCAGAUAAUUGGCCUGAUUCAUACAGAAGGAAUGCAGCUUUUGACUACCCCAACUUGUAUCAGGAAACUGUGGCUUCUCGAAACUUUCCACGCAUGGAACAGGAAUCAAACCGUCUUGAUCUAGCAGAGCAACUAUUGUCAAGGCAACUUCAGCAUCACCAUCUCCAACAGCAAAACCUGUUACCUUUUCAUGCAAAUUCCGGCCAUUCCAUUUUGGAACAAAUGGCUGGUGAGCAACUGGCACACCAGCAGCAGCUGGCCGCCCAUGCUGUACCAGAAAUGGAACAUCUAAUGGCACUACAUCUCCAACAGCAGCGACAGCAUCAGCUUCAACGUCAGUUACAGCAGCAGCAGCAGCAGCAGUUUCAGCAUCAACAGAAACUUCUGCAGGAGCAACAGCAGUCUCAAGUUCAACAGGUCCUACUUGAACAAAUCCUGAGAAACCGAAUGCAUGAUCCUGGCCUUGCACAGUCAACUGUUGAUCCUCUGAGAGCCAACAAUGCUCUUGAUCGGGCUAUAUUGGAGCAACAGCUUCUCAAUGAAAUGAAACAACGUUCUCAUCAUCCUGCCAGACAUAUUGAUCCAUCACUUGAGCAGAUAACCGAGGCAAAGUUCGCUCGUCUGCCACAAGAGCUUCAAGAGUUACUCAUAGCUCGUGCUCAGCGUGGACAACUUCAGUCUUUGGACCAUCAGAUACUGCAAGAGCAACUUCAAGCUAGGCAGUUUCCAAUGGGAAUGGGGCUACCUGCCAAUUUGGAAGAAAGGCGCCUUGGCUCUGGCUGGCCAGUUGAUGAAACUGAUCAGUUCCUUAGGAUGCACGGUGGUCACCGAGCACACUCAUCAGGGUUUAGCCCACUAGAUUUUUAUCAGCAACAACAGGGGCCAUCCAAUGAAGACCAGCUGAGCUUCUUUGACAGGAAUCAUUCGCUACAGGAUCGUAUUAGACAAGGUUCUUAUGAACCUAGCGGGCUGCCUUUUGACCGUUCAAUUUCUUUACCAACUGGUAAUGCCGGAAUGAAUCCGGAUGUCCUAAAUGCUAUGACUCGUAUUCAUGGCUUAGACAUGCAAGAGUCUAGCACAAGAACAAAAUCUGCUGCUCAAGCAAAGUUUGCUUCAGAAUUGCACCCUCGAGGUGCCCCCCACUCUUUACUUCCUAACCAAUUUCAUGCUUCUCAGCUGGAUGCAAUGGAUGGUCACUGGUCUGAGAAUAAUGGGCAGCUUGCAAAUGACUGGAUGGAAUCUCGAAUUCAGCAAUUGCAUAUUGGUGCUGAACGCCCAAAAAAGGAACAAUUGGGUAAAAUGACUUCUGAAGACCCGAGUUCGUGGAUGUCAGAUGGACAAGAUGAUGACAAGUCAAAGCAGCUGCUGAUGGAAUUGCUUCAUCAGAAAUCUGGUCAUCAAUCCACCCAGUAUGCAGAUGUUAGUGAGGGAGUACCAGGGGAGAGAAGGCCUAUAUCCGGCUUUUACUCUAGUUCGAACUCUCUGGAUCGUCAAUUUAAUCUGCUUCAGGACCGAGAAGCUGGUUUAAGCAACUCGUUUCCCGUAGGUUCCUACGGAUCAAAUUCCUCUGAUCGCGCCAGCAGUUUUGAAAACAGAGAUGAGUUGCCAUUCAGAAUGGAUUCUGGGGCAUUGGCUGCGGCAGAUCCAUUCUUGUCCAGUAUUCACGGAUCUGGGAUGGGUUUUCACACUAAUCCAAGCAGGAACGACAAUAAUUCAGCUCAUACAAAGGAGCUUGUGGAGGCAGAGGGGAGGAAGGGUGUAUCAAAAAGCGAGGGAAAAUUAAAGGGUUCGCUCUUUGAGAUUCAAGAAGCCACGGCUGAACAAACAGGAUUGGCUGCUACAGAUCAUGGCGGAGUACCUAUCAAUUCCUUUGGCAGGCAUGCUUCACUUGGUGCUGCUGCAGGUGAAAAUCCAGUCUUCUACGAUGAAGGAAUUGCAAACCGGUAUCCUGAACAGAUGAGCAAGGAUCAAGUACGAGUCAUUCUGUCCAAAAGUCAAGACAAUAUGCUGCUCAGAGGCCCAUCCCAGGAAGGACCGCCAGAGCUUGUGUCCGAUCCUCUCGCGAGGCUCAAAAGUGCUUUUCCCGGUGUUCCUGAUGGGUCGAGACAGGACCAAGGGGGGAAUCCAACAAAGCAAGGUGCUGAGGACAUCGCAGCUGCCAAGAAAGAUAUGCGGUUCAGGCGUACUUCAUCUUGCAAUGAUGCAGAUGUGUCGGAAGCAUCGUUUAUCGACAUGCUAAAAAGUACUAAGAAGACUGCACCACAAGAGCCCCAAUCCGCAGCAGUAGUUUCAGAAUCAUUAGAAGGAACUCAAGCUGGACGAAGCGGAAAGAAGAAAGGGAAGAAAGGGAAGCAAAUUGAUCCCGCUCUUUUGGGUUUCAAAGUCACCAGCAAUCGCAUCAUGAUGGGCGAAAUUCAACGUAUAGACGAUUAAGCCCCCUUUGUAAACUCUUGUGCAUGCUGUACAGAGAUUAGGAGCUUGUAUAGAUUUAAAGGUGGUUCAGUAGUGUUUAGUGUAUAGUGUUCAUCUGUCCACACAAAAUUUUCACCCUUGCUUUUCUCCCGUCAUCGACAGCGAGAUAAUAUUGAAAAUCGGCUAUUAACACUACGGAAUUCUACAAUUGAAUAUGUCAAGUGAGAUUCCACCUGACGAGUCA